AUGAAUUGUCGAUCAUUAUCAAUGUUAUCUCGUUAUGUAAAAAUAAGUUCAAAUAUUGGAAAUCGAUGUAUACUAGGAUAUAAUAAUAAUUGUUUAGUUACUACAAAUGAAGAAUCAAAUCGUCGAUAUAUAGGAAAAAGUUCAUCGAAUACUCGUCGACCGAAUCGUAUUCGUCGAUUUCUUCGUUGGUUUGGAUGGGGAGCUGAACCCAUAGUAUCAUCAUUACCACCACCACCACCGCCAACAACAAUAAUGCAAAAAGUCAGACGUUUUUUUCUUAUAUCACCAUCAAUUGAACGAUUUUUACUUCGAUCUUAUAUUGUUGAAGAUGAAGAUUUAGCAAGAUUAUUAUCUAAAACAGCUGCUGUAACAAUAUAUGCUAUGUUAACUGUAACAACACUUGGAACAGUUGGUGUUGAUACAAAACCAUUAUUAGCCGGUAUUGGUAUAACAGGUUUUACUAUUGGUUUUGCUCUUAAAGAAGUUGCUACAAAUUUUAUAUCAGGAACAUUUCUUGUUAUUAAUAAACCAUUUGUUCGAGGAUGUAGAAUUAAAAUUCAUGGAAGUGGUGGUGGAAUUGAAGGUCUUGUUCAUUUUAUUGAUGUUCGAUAUGUUCAUUUAAAAACAAAAGAUCAUGGUAUAGUUAUGGUUCCAUCAGCAAUUGUUUAUACAAAUGCUUUUACAGUAUUUCCAGCAGAUGAUGAAGCAAAUGCUGGUUUUAUGGAUAUGACUAAACCAUCAAUAACUGAUCCAACAAAACAAAGUCAAUCAAUAUCAUUACCUUCAUCACCUAUAACCAGUUCAAAAGAGAAAAAAUUAAAAAUGAUAUUUGAAACCGAACCAGCAGGAACAUUUAAAAAAAUACCCACUAAAUGA
Messenger RNA from Rotaria sp. Silwood1, 876 nucleotides. The record is from the annotation of a GenBank genome assembly. Lineage: Eukaryota; Metazoa; Rotifera; Eurotatoria; Philodinida; Philodinidae.